Messenger RNA from Leishmania mexicana MHOM/GT/2001/U1103, 1110 nucleotides. RefSeq lists its product as hypothetical. The record is from RefSeq and is a predicted model, not a curated record. Lineage: Eukaryota; Euglenozoa; Kinetoplastea; Trypanosomatida; Trypanosomatidae. The transcript has a single exon. Bases 1 to 1110 code for a protein of 369 amino acids.
AUGACCGCCCUCAUCACGAAGCAACGGUACAACUGGAUGGGGUACGAUGGCAUCGAGUCGGUGGAAUGCGAUACGGCCCUCCUGCGCUCCGAUAACGGACCGGCGAAUAACUACAACUACAUGCAUCGCCAGCAAGUGACUAUGGAGCUGAAGGAGCGCCUCUACCGUGUCAAGCGUGACCUCGGCCUCAUCCCCGAGGAGGAGCUGCGCGCUGAGCAGGAGGCCAUCGAGCGCCGUCGCAUGGAGAAGCAGCGUCGUGAAGAAGAAGAGCGCAUGCGCAAGGAGGCUGAGGAGGUCGCCCUUGCCGAGGAGAUGGAGCGCCGGCGUCUGGAGGCGGAAGAGGCGGAAGAAGUCGAGGAGAGGGCCAGCAUCCAGGAUGCCGCGGCCCAAUCAAAUGACGAUCGCAAGCGCUAUAUGGACGACAGCGACGAGGAUAGCGACGGGGGGGACGGCACCGAUGAACAGAGUGCCAUCCUCGUAGCUAUGCUCCGCACGCAGGAGGAAAUCAACAGCGCCGUCAGGGGCUUUACCCAGGGUACCCGUAUGAUGCUCGCCUCCUCUGGCAGCGGCUACGUCAGCUACCUCGACGGGAGCGUACACUUCACAAUCGCCAAUGUCGAGAUGUACAACGCCGCCAAGCGGGAGAAGGUGAUGGAGGCCCUGGCCGGCACCAACGUUUCCGUGCCUACCGCCGAGGAGUACUCGCUGGGGGAGGUGCGGCAGGCGAUCGAGGCCCGCGACAUGGCGCGUAAGAAGCUGGACGUCAUCCGCGCUUUCCAGGACCUCACGUACACGGCGCGCAUCCGCACGACCGAGAAGGACGCUUACGACACCCCGUUGCAGCAAGUGACGGAGGAAGACGGUGACAUGUCUGCCCUGGUCGCCAACUGCGAGGACACGAAGCGGUUUGCUGAGAGUGUGCGCAAGGCGUACAACGCGAAGGCUGCGGCGAGCGGCCAUGCCCUCUCGUGUGCGCUCUGCAUGUGCCCCGUCGCUGCCGACCAGGCAAGUACACCCCAGGCCCAGGCCACUGUUGGGGAUGAGAUGGACAACGCAGAAGACGGGGUGCCGAAGAACACUGGCAACAAGUCGCCCACGUCGGCGCCGUAG